CUGCAAACCCAAAUCUGGGUUUUCUUUCUCAAACUUCAUCUUCUUCCUUUACCUGCUCAUCCUUCUUCUUUCUUCUUCUUAUUCUUUCUCUCUCUCUCUCUUCUCCCUUAUUCUUCCUCUCUCAAACCCAGAUCUCAAUUUCAUCGCAUAAAUUAACAAUUUGAUGAAGUUGGUGAUAAUAAGAAAAGCAAUACAAAUCAUUCCAUUAUAUUAAUUAAAUAUAAGCUCCGAUUUCAAACGGCGAUUUGAGAAAACAGCAUCAUCGGAAAAGGACUUUCUGCAAUGAAGAAGAACCAACGAGCUCUGGUACAAGAUUCGGAGUUUGCGAAGCAGAAUCUGAGUGCGAUGUUUGAGAAAAACUCAGAUCACCAUGAACAUAUAAUUUCCGUGAAUAAGCACAAAUUGCCCGAAACUGAAAAGAAUACAGGCAAUGAAAGGCCAGAAGAAGAAUAAACCUAACAAAGAUCAAAAACAACUCCUUCGGUCUGAGCCCACAAUCUCUGCAAACAUCAAGGAGCUCGAAAAGCUCUAUGAGCUUCUCCAGAAGCACGAUUCUCCAGCGUCCAAGCAAGCAGCCUCAGAUCGGUCGGAGCUAAAGCAGACUGAGGUAAAUUGGAGGCAAACCUACCGGAAAUAUUUGAUGGAGAAUAUGAGGUUGAAGGUUGAGCUCCAAGAUCUUGAGAUGGAGUUCGAAGAACUCGACCUCCAUGAAGUGCCUGAAAUUCUCAAAAGAGAGCUACGCAACUACAGGGUGAAAUUUUACCUCCAUUUUCAGCUCAAUCUGCCUGCCAUUUUUCCUUCUCACCAAACUAGAGUCUAGAACCCAACAUAAUCUGAGAAAAACCUAGAUUUGGGAUUUGAGAGAGGAAGAAGAAGGGAGUAGAGAGAGAGAGAGAGAGAAAGAAGAAGAAAAAGAAAGAAGAAUGAUGAAU
Molecule: messenger RNA, 932 nt
Organism: Rubroshorea leprosula
Lineage: Eukaryota; Viridiplantae; Streptophyta; Magnoliopsida; Malvales; Dipterocarpaceae
Source: the annotation of a GenBank genome assembly